Akanthomyces muscarius is the source of this 1209-nucleotide messenger RNA. RefSeq lists its product as uncharacterized. Gene Ontology annotation, cellular component: fungal-type vacuole membrane. Gene Ontology annotation, biological process: intracellular calcium ion homeostasis; calcium ion transmembrane transport. The transcript has 4 exons. Gene Ontology annotation, molecular function: calcium:proton antiporter activity. The coding region runs from base 1 to 1209 and encodes 402 amino acids. Lineage: Eukaryota; Fungi; Ascomycota; Sordariomycetes; Hypocreales; Cordycipitaceae. The record is from RefSeq and is a predicted model, not a curated record.
AUGGAUUCCCAUCAUCGGAACUCGCACGACGUCGCCGACACCACGCCGCUACUCGCAGACACGAGCCACAACAGGCCAAAGAGCGCAAUCGCCGCCGUCAAAGAUGAGCUGGUCUAUGCCACCAAGGCCACUCUGCAGUGCAGCAUAACGAAUGUUUUGCUCAUCUGUUUGCCGCUCGGUCUCUAUGGCGCCGAGUGGGGGUUCCCCGGAUGGGCCAUCUUCGUGCUGAAUUUCCUCGCCAUGCUGCCCCUGGCUUCUAUCCUCACCUUUUCCACAGAGCAGCUCGCUGCCAUUGUUGGGUCUGUCGCGGGAGGAUUGAUCAAUGCCACUUUCGGCAACGCAGUCGAAAUGAUUGUCGGCAUCAGUGCUCUGAAGGAGGGAGAAAUCGGCAUUGUGCAGUCCAGUAUGAUAGGAAGUAUUCUAUCAUCGAUUUUGCUGAUUCUAGGCUCGGCAUUUUACCUUGCCGGCCAGGACAAGCAGACAGUAUAUAUCAACGUCGACGUGGCUGGCAUCCUCACAUCGCUCAUGGUUAUUUCAUGCACGUCUCUCAUUCUUCCCUCUGCACUUCGCGCUGGCGACCUUCUCGCCGAGAAUGCUAGUGGCAGCAAUGGCGACUACAUCUUGACCCUCUCACGCAGCACAUCCGUCAUCCUUCUCGUCUUCUACAUCCUAUACGUGUACUUCCAAUCAGUCACGCACGCGGACCUUUUCGCCGAAGAAGAGAGCGACGAAGGAAAGAAGCUGCACGCACUCUCCAGCUGUGCGGUGCUUAUUCUUGCUACUCUCGGCAUCGCCGCGAGCUCCGACGCCCUUGUCGACAGCAUUGAUGGCGUUGUCGAGGCCCUGGGAAUCAGCCGUAGCUUCAUCGGUCUCAUCAUUGUCCCAAUCGUGGGCAAUGCGGGUUGUUUUGUGGGAACUGUGCAAUGGUCGCAAACUGGCCGCAUCAACUUGGCCAUUUCCGUCAUUGUCGGCGCUACGCUCCAAAUUUCGCUCUUUGUUACGCCGUUCCUGGUCAUUGUCGGCUGGAUCAUUGGCCGAGACAUGUCGCUGCAAUUCGACACGUUUGAGACGAUUGUCCUGACCAUGUCGACGUUGGUGGUCAGUUGCUUGGUUCGUGGAGGAAAGACGAAUUAUUUUGAAGGAAUGCUGCUGGUUGCCACAUACACCAUUAUUGGCGUUGCUUUCUUUGUGCAUCCAGACGACGUCUGA